AAUUCCACAUGCAGAUGGACUCUCUCCCCCCUUUACUUGUCGUCUUCUUCCACCCACAUCCUUAUAAAUCUUCUCUCUCGUCGUCGUCGACAUCACCGAGAGAGAAUCAAACAACAACCAAAAUCUGGAAAACUGGAGAGAAUUCAGAUGAAAAAUUUGUAGAGAGAAUUUAAAUCAUGGAGGAUGAGGAUUUGAAAGCCAUUGAAGAGAUUCUGAGAGAGGAUCGAUACGGUGUCGUAUCAGAACAGAAUGAUGAUCACGGCUGGCAAACAGUUUCCUAUCAGAAGAAAAACCGAAGAAAGCAGGUUAAGCAGACGCCGGAGAAUUUUUCAGGUGGAAUUGGAGUCGGUGUUUCCGGUGAUGUUUUUCUGUCGAUCGAGCAGCAUUCUGAGGAUCGUCGCCGGCGUUUGGAAACUCAGAGAGCAGCCAUUGCCGCUGCUGUAGGAGAUAAUUCUGCUGUGGCUGGUGACGGUGAGGACGGAAGCGAUGUGGACGGUGACUUUCCCGGUGGUGUUGUUGAGAAUGGAGAUGUAAAGAAGAGUAAACCGAAGAAGCCGAAGAAACCAAAGGUUUCGGUAGCCGAGGCAGCGGCGAAGAUUGAUGCCUCUGAUCUCUACGCUUUUCUCCUUGAUAUAGAUGCUUCGUAUGAAUCGCAGCAGGAUAUACAGCUAAUGCGUUUGGCGGACUACUUCGGGCGAGCUUUUUCAAAGGUGAAUGCAUCUCAAUUCCCGUGGAUGAAGAUUAUCAAGGAGUCGUCUAUUGCAAAGAUGGUAGAUAUCCCACUUGGACAUAUAGCUGAAGCUGUUUAUAAGACAUCAGUUGAUUGGCUAAACCAGCGAUCUCUUGACGCACUCGGUGCCUUUGUUUUGUGGUCCUUGGAUAGCAUUCUUGAUGACCUUGCUCUUCAUCAAGGACCUGUCAAGUCAAAAAAGAUGGUUCAGCAAGCACCUCCAAAAUCUCAGGUUGCCAUAUUUGUGGUUUUAUCGAUGGUGUUGCGACGCAAGCCUGACGUGUUGAUCAGUUUAUUGCCUAUAAUAAAAGAGAAUUCAAGAUAUCAAGGACAAGAUAAGCUUCCAGUCAUAGUAUGGGCAAUCAAUCAAGCCUGCCAAGGGGACUUGGUUUUGGGUUUGUUCAUGUGGGUACAUUACCUCUUGCCGAUGCUGAGCAGUAAAUCAAGUUGUAAUCCACAGUCCAGAGACUUGAUUCUGCAGUUGGUUGAGAGGAUUUUAUCUCCCCCCAAAGCUCAUACUAUUCUAGUGAAUGGUGCUGUCAGAAAGGGGGAGCGCCUAGUGCCUCCGUCCGCUCUUGAGCUUCUGGUGAGAGCCACUUUCCCAGCACCUUCAGCUCGAGUCAAGGCAACUGAGAGAUUUGAAGCUAUAUAUCCCACCUUGAAAGAUGUAGCUCUUGCUGUUGCCCCUGGAAGCAAAGCAAUGAGACUAGUUACGCAGCAGAUAAUGCCUUUUUCUGUCAAAGCUGCUGGGGAAGGUAUUCCUGAUCUAUCAAGGGAAGCAAGUGAUUUAUUUAUUUGGUGUUUGGCACAAAACCCAGACUGUUACAAGCAAUGGGACGACAUUUAUUUGGAUAAUAUCGAAGCAAGUAUUAAUAUUUUGAAAAAGCUGUCGGAUGAAUGGAAGGUGCACUCUGUUAAGCAUGCUAAUCAUGACUCUUUGAAGGUGACUUUAAAGAGUUUCAAGGAGAAGAAUGAGAAGGCAAUGGGUAGUGAAAAUGAUACUGCCCGAUUAGCAUCCUUGAAGGAUGCGCAGAAGUACUGCAAGAUAAUACUGGGACGAGUUGUGCGAGGCCAUGUAUGCAUGAAGAACAUCGUAUUUGUAACUGUUGCAUUUGCCAUCGGUGCAGCUUUCAUCUCCAAGGCCAUGCCGUCUUGGGACUUGGACAAACUGUUCGUAAAACCUAACUUACCGUAAACUUUCACACCUUCUUUAGAAAGGCUCUCCAGCCGAUGAUGGUUCAUGCCACCAUUUAAAUGCAAUUAUAUCCAGCAUAGACAAGCUAGAUGGCCCAGUAACUAAAAUGGGUAGAGGAUGAGUUCAAUUUAGAACUUUCUAGUGAAGCUCAUCGGUUUUAUUAACGUGGAUAUAGGAGGAGCAGCAGCCAAAGUUCGUGGUAUGUCAUUUUACAAUUUACAGUGUUUUGUCUUAUCUUAAUUAUGGAACCCUUUUAUGACUUUUUGUGAUAGUGACCGAGUUAUAGUGUUUUUUCCUUUGUCUUCCGAGUGUGUAAAAUGGUUAUACAUACAUGCCAUGAAAUGUUGCUCAUUCCAUUU
Ilex paraguariensis (yerba mate) is the source of this 2284-nucleotide messenger RNA. The record is from the annotation of a GenBank genome assembly. Lineage: Eukaryota; Viridiplantae; Streptophyta; Magnoliopsida; Aquifoliales; Aquifoliaceae.